Mytilus californianus (California mussel) is the source of this 1521-nucleotide messenger RNA. RefSeq lists its product as uncharacterized. The coding region runs from base 1 to 1521 and encodes 506 amino acids. The transcript is spliced from 2 exons. Lineage: Eukaryota; Metazoa; Mollusca; Bivalvia; Mytilida; Mytilidae. The record is from RefSeq and is a predicted model, not a curated record.
AUGUCUAGUGGAAUUGGUAUAAAAAUGAAGAGUGGAUUUUCUCAUGGUGGCAGUGGUGGAACCGGACUGAAAGGAAUCGUUGGAAUGGGAACUGGAUUUGGUGGUGGAAUUGGUAGUAGUAGUAGUAUAGGUGUAGGCGUUGCAGGUGGUAUGUCUGGUGCUAGUGUUAGAGGUUCAUCAACUGGUGGUAUAUCAAAAGUCAGUGUUGGUAGCAGUGGUUCAUUUGGAGGAAAUAUCGGUGGAGGCAUUGGUAUGAAAGUAAAUACUGGCCAUUCAGGUGUAAACAGAGUGGGGAUGAGUGGCAGUGUUGGCAUAGGCGGAGGAACAUCUGGCGCAGUUGGUGGAAAUUUUGCUGCAUCAACAGGAAGUAUCUCUAGGGAUGGUACAUCUGGUAAUGAUAACGAUCAAAAUGGAUCAGAUGGUGGUAAUGGUAACGAUGAUGUUGAUGGAAGAAUAAAUUCUAGUGGAAAUGGUGGUGAAACAGUAAUGGAUAUUUCUGGUGGAAAUAAUGGUGAAACAAGAAUGGGAAUUUCUGGUAGAAGUGGUAGUGAAACAAGAAUGGGAAUUUCUGGUGGAAGUGGUGGUAAAACAAAAAUUGGCAUUUCUGGUUCUAGUUCUGGUACAAAUAACAAUAACAGGGCUGUCGGUGUGAAUGUUAAACUACUAUCAAAUAUGGAUGGCGGUUCAAUAGGCAGCAACGACGACGGAACUAUAAGUAGUUCAUCUGUAGCUGGUUCCUCACAGACAAGCAGUGGUACGAGUGGCGUAAGUGGAAUAAGAAUGAGUAUACAAUCUGCAGGUUCAGGUGGAAGUAACGGUGUCGCUGGUGUGGGUUUGUCUGGUAAUGGAGGUGCUCAAAUUGGCAGCAGUGUUGGUGGUUCUUCGGGUAUUUCAUCCAGUUUGUUACAUUCUGGUUCUGCUGGUGCCAGUCAAGGAGGGUUACAGGUUACACAAGAUUCUGGUAUGUCUGGUAACAUCGGCGGUGGAGUAGAUGGAAGUGUUAUCGGUGCUGGAUCCACUGGGUUAGGUAGUAGUUCCAGCAAAUCUGCGUCUAUCAGUGGAAGGGUUGGGGAAGAUAUUGGGAUAAAGAUAAAAUCUGGUGUUUCAGGAGGCAACAUGGGUAUUGCUGGUGGUAGCGUCCGAGGUGGUGGUACUUCGGCAUUUUCCAGUUCUAGCAGUGUAGAUGGUGGUAGUUCAUUUGGGUCAAGUUUAGCACAGUCUGGCGGUACAGGCUCUGGCAUUAAAGUAAAAACAGGCAUUUCGUCGAGUGGAGGUGUCCCAUCUUCUGGAGGAGCUAUAAUGGGUCGUGGAUCAAAUGCACAUAGCAGCUCUUUUGCAGCAGGUUCUAGUUCGUCAAAGUCAAGUGCAAAGUCAAGUUCAAGUUCCACUAGCAGUGGUUCAAGUUUUAGUUCCAGUUUUAGCAGCAGUAGUGGUGGUAGUGUUGCAGUUCUGACUACUGGGCUUGUGAAAUCCUCUUGGUGGAAACCUCCAACAGCAGUGACAUCGACCCAGUGGUUGUAA